Messenger RNA from Chenopodium quinoa (quinoa), 873 nucleotides. RefSeq lists its product as uncharacterized. Gene Ontology annotation, molecular function: nucleic acid binding. The transcript has a single exon. Bases 1 to 873 code for a protein of 290 amino acids. NCBI's taxonomy places the organism in Eukaryota, Viridiplantae, Streptophyta, Magnoliopsida, Caryophyllales, Amaranthaceae. The record is from RefSeq and is a predicted model, not a curated record.
AUGGACAUGCAACAAGUUGUCCAUAUUGAUGAAAAAUGGUUCUACUUGAACCCAGAAACCAGGAGGUUCUACCUCCUUCCAAAUGAAGCAAACCCAUACAUGUGCCAACAGUCCAAAAGGUUUAAAGUCAAGGGCAUGUUCAUGGCAGCCAUUGGGAAGCCUAUUUUUAACCAACAAGGAGAAGUCAGACAUGAUGGAAAGUAUGGUAUUUAUCCAUUUGUGUAUGAAAGCACAGCAAAGAAAAAAAGCAAAAACAGGGAAGCUGGUGUGGUGGAAAUCAAAGCUACACAAAAUGUCAACAAAGAAGCCAUAAGGGCAAUGCUAUUGAACCAUGUAAUUCCAGGCAUCAAAGCUAAAUGGCCUUCCAAUCUACCCAAGGACAUAUGGAUACAAUGGGAUAAUGCCAGACCCCAUCAAGUUCCUAUGGUUGAGGAAUUUCAGGCAGCCUGUCAGUCAGAUGGAUUCAACAUUGAAUUCAUAUACCAGCCCCCUCAGUCCCCAGAUUUAAAUGUGCUAGAUCUAGGGCUGUUCAGUGUGAUACAAUCACUACAAUACCAAUCAUUCUCAAAGAAUUUAGUGGAACUCAUAGAUAGGGUUAAAGAAGCAUAUGAGUUGUUCAACCCAGUGUUGAACAAAUAUUGUUGGAUAACCCUACAAUGCUGCAUGGAAGAAAUACUCAAUCACCUAGGGGGGAAUAACUUCACCCCACCACAGAAAGGGAAGAAGAGGCUAGAAAGGAUUGGGAUGCUACCAGAAAUUUUAGAGGUGGACAGGAGGGUGGUUCAACAAGCUGUUGACUACCUCAACACCAUUUUCAUAUCAACUGAUCAAGCAAAUGAAGAAGAUGAAGGGAUGCAAGUUGAUGCAGACUAA